Molecule: messenger RNA, 1305 nt
Organism: Knipowitschia caucasica
Lineage: Eukaryota; Metazoa; Chordata; Actinopteri; Gobiiformes; Gobiidae
Source: the annotation of a GenBank genome assembly
AUGUCGGCCUCCCAUGCCGGCAGGAGGAGGCACCACAGCGUGCGCUUCACCCUCAGAGAAGUAGAUGGAAAAGUACUGGCUUUUUCCCGCCUGGACUUUUCCAGACACUUGGUACAGAAGGCCCUCGGCUUCAAACCCGAGGAUCUUAAUUGUAUCCUGUCUCUGCCCUUCAACAAAGGGUUUGAUGUGAGCUUCAGGUCGGAAGCUAAGUUGAAGGACUUUUGGGCCAAGUACUCUGGGGUGAAAUCCCAGUUUAAUGUAUUCCUGGUGGAGGGCCUGGUGGACAAUUCACUGAAACAUGUGAUUGUCCGAAUGUUCAAUGAAACUGUGAAUGCAGAGGACAUUUGUCUGUGGCUGGGUAGACACUGCACGGUGAAGGGCCAGGCUAUCAAGGUCAGAGAUGUGGACGGCAUUUGGACAGGCAGCUGGAGGGUCCCCAUUCAACAAUGGCUGGACCCCCAGGGCUACCAAGGCCUGAAGCACCUGCCUAGUGUGAUAGUUCUGGGAGACAACCGUGGCUACAUACCAGAGGCCGGAAACAUGAAUACCGAAUGUGGACAAGAUGGUGGAAAGGAUUGUGAACAAAAUGGUGGACCAACUGAAAAGUUGAUUGGAGAGGUGGGGCUGGGAAAUUCAAAUCUCCCGCCAAAAACCCCUACAGGAGGAGAGAAGAGGGGUGAGGCGGGAGAGGGGGAGGGGCCUGCGGAGGCCCCUCCCACACAAAAGGAGGGGGAGCUGGGGCCUGCGGAGGCCACUCCCACAGAGAGGCUGGUGGAGGAGCAGAGGCCCGAGGCUACUUCCACCAACACCAUUGUGCAGAGGGAACAGGGGGCCCCUCCUGCACAGAAAGAGGUGGAGGAGCAGAGGCCUGAAGCUCCUCCCACCCACACCAUGGUAGAAGGGGAUCAAGAGGCCCCUCCCCCAGUGGAGAAACACCGGUCAUACCAGCAAAAGGCUGUGGUGGAGGGAGACCCUCUUGAUCCCCUGAACAAAUGCCUCAACCUCCUUUUAAAAGAACCCCACAACCCCAAGAGGCCUUUGUCAGAGUCGUCCUCUGGAAAUGAAGAGUUCCCAGAGAAGAGGGGGAGAGCUGGGUCUCCUUCAGACAGUGACUCUGUGGAGGAGCCCAGAGUCUUCCCCUCCGACUCGCCCAACGAGGUCGCUUUCCUCUCUGGAGCCAGACACUCGACUCCGAAGCUCCCCCUAGAGGAGGGGCAUAGGAGGGAUCAGGCUACAUCCCCUCCCUCACCCAUUGACGAGGAGUCGGAGCCAGAUCUACAGAGGAUAAACAUGACCUGGUUUUAA